GUCGGGGUCUAAGCGGUGGAGAAACUUCAUUCUACAAUUUUACUUCAACGUCGACCGUACAGUUAGUCGGACGCAGAAGCAUCAGUCUCCUCAGCCAAUCUUAUUAUUGAGCAAUUUCCCCCCAAGUUUUGAAUUGAGAAAGUGAACAAGUGGAGACUCAAUAACUCUUUAUUCUUGAGUGAAAAUCUCUGUGAAUUUUUACCUGAAAGUCCCCCUCCUAAGACAAUACCCAGUGAUAGCAUUGUGAAGUACACAAAGCCAAGUUAAUUAAUCACGUUUGUGGAAUUAAUCCCAAGUGACUCAUUGGAAUUCUUACAAGAAAGUGUUUCACGGAUCAUUGAACAGAAAAUGCCUGAUUCUGGAUUACUUCUAUCACCACCUGGAACUCCGCCACUUGCAGAAGAAUCGAAACACGUUGAUGACAGCAUUAGGAGAUGUCUCAAGAGGAAGCUCGAAAGUGUCCUGCCGAAGGGAAUAGUCACACCAAAUCCAUCCGAUACUGAGGAUGAUUCAGACUUGCCACCUCGGAAAAGACAAUAUGCCAGAGAGCAAUCUUUCACGACGUCCCUUACCCCACCUCCAUCUGAGGAUGAAGAUACCCGUGAAUUUCGGCUCACGAAGGACUUCAUUUCGAGGAUUACAGAGGCCGCCAAUGAAAUCUACGGACCCGAGACUGCAACACUGCAGCAGCAGCAACAGCGAGCGAGUGUUAUAAUGCGGGCCAACAGGGAUGGGACAGUCAAACCGGAACUACCACCAAGUGAACCCGAGUCCUUUGACACCUUCAAUGUGUUCCGCAGUGUAAAGUACAAGAUAGGAAGACAUAAUCAACCUAUGGUGACACCUGCCGUUGCCCCACCUGCCCCUGUUGUAGUUCCCCCAAGUGAGGAACCAGUUGAACAAAUUCGGAAAAGUACAACACCAAUAGAGCCAAGUCCAGUUGCUGCAUUACCUGCUCCGGCGUCACCUCAACCCUCUAAACCUGUCCAACUUCCCGCAAUUGCACCAAAGCUCCCACCUCAAGGAUUCCUAAUCACAGCAACCUCAUCCAGUGGCAACAUCCUUCCUGCUGGACAGUAUGUUAUCUUCCAAACACUCUCACCCAUCGUUCCCGCAAAGACAGUUUCUGCUUCGAGCAGUCCUCCGCCAGAACGGAGACGAAUCUUUGAGUGUGAAUACCCCAACUGCGGCAAGAACUACUUCAAGUCCAGUCAUCUCAAAGCACACAAACGCAUUCACACUGGUGAGAGGCCGUUCAUCUGCAAAUUUGAAGGAUGCAACCGUCGUUUUUCCCGAUCAGACGAACUUUCAAGGCAUAAAAGAACUCACACUGGAGAGAAAAAGUUUGCCUGUCCCGUAUGUCAGCGCAGAUUUAUGCGAAGUGAUCAUCUGUCAAAACAUGUCAAACGUCACUCAAAAGACAAAAAAUCUGACAAGAUGCAGAAUCAGCAGAAAUCCGUUAAGGUGAUUUCAUAAAAAAAAGACUGAUCAUCUGUCAUCUGCAACAUUCCUGCGCAUCACCUUAAGGACAAAGUGACGUCAUGGGAAGAUUUUCUUCAGUAAUUAUCAUCUAUCAUCAGCAAAUCAUUAACUUCUAAUCACUUGAUCACUUGAUCAUCUGCCUAGAUAUUUAAGAACCAAGGAAAACUCUGUGAUUUUCACUAAUUUUCAACAAACAAAAUACGUCACAUUAGACACAUUAAUUGUGGUAAAUAAUCAACUGUAGGGGUACUCUUGCAAAACUACUCUUUUUGCAUUUCUUUUUCCUUCUGUCAUAGAUAGUUCUUUUUUGUAAUUCUUGUAGUUUUUAAACACUGCAUCUCAAGUUAAAACUUAUUUAUGCAAAAUCAUUAUUUUUCACAAAAAAAAACAGAAAUGAAAUGUUUAUUACGGCAAAAAAAUCGAAUGGAAAAUUUUGUCCAAUCAUUUUGCGCAUUAAGUACAAGUUUGAGAAAACAAAGAUGAUUUUAAGAAAUUGAAGAAUAAAUUGUUUAAAAAAGAAAUCUUAUUAUAGGACAACAAUAAAUUAUUGAAUAACAUGAA
Molecule: messenger RNA, 2043 nt
Organism: Phlebotomus papatasi
Lineage: Eukaryota; Metazoa; Arthropoda; Insecta; Diptera; Psychodidae
Gene: cbt
Product: Krueppel-like factor 11
Exons: 2
Coding region: 349-1476 (375 amino acids)
Biological process (GO): regulation of transcription by RNA polymerase II
Molecular function (GO): RNA polymerase II cis-regulatory region sequence-specific DNA binding; DNA-binding transcription factor activity, RNA polymerase II-specific
Source: RefSeq, a predicted model, not a curated record